Messenger RNA from Indicator indicator, 1815 nucleotides. RefSeq names its product polo like kinase 1 (gene PLK1). Gene Ontology annotation, molecular function: protein binding; ATP binding; protein serine/threonine kinase activity. Gene Ontology annotation, cellular component: centrosome; nucleus; spindle pole. Gene Ontology annotation, biological process: regulation of cytokinesis; protein phosphorylation; mitotic cell cycle. Lineage: Eukaryota; Metazoa; Chordata; Aves; Piciformes; Indicatoridae. The record is from RefSeq and is a predicted model, not a curated record. The transcript is spliced from 10 exons. Bases 1 to 1815 code for a protein of 604 amino acids.
AUGAGCGCGGCGAUUGGGAAUGCGGCGGUUGGGAAUGCGGCGGCCGUAGUUCGAUCGACGGCCGUAGUGGAGCCGGCCCGCACGGGCAGCUCGGCGGCGACCGGCGGGAAGGAGGUGCCGAAGGUCCUGGUGGACCCGCGGACCCGGCGUAGCUUUGUGCGCGGGAGGUUUCUGGGGAAGGGCGGCUUCGCCCGGUGUUACGAACUGACAGAGGCAGAGAGUCAAGAGGUGUUCGCGGGCAAGGUGGUGCCCAAGUCGCUGCUGGUGAAGCCGCACCAGAAGGAGAAAAUGUCCAUGGAGAUCGCCAUCCACCGCAGCCUGGCCCACCGCCACGUCGUCGGCUUCCACGGUUUCUUCGAGGACUCCAACUUCGUCUACGUGGUGCUGGAACUCUGCCGCCGCAGGUCGCUGCUGGAGCUGCACAAGCGGCGGAAGGUGUUGAGCGAGCCCGAAGUGCGGUACUACCUGCGGCAAACCAUCCUGGGCUGCCAGUACCUGCACAGCAGCCGCGUCAUCCACCGCGACCUCAAGCUGGGCAACCUCUUCCUCAGCGAUGACAUGGAAGUCAAGAUCGGUGACUUUGGCCUGGCCACCAAAGUGGAGUAUGAUGGUGAGCGCAAGAAGACCCUGUGUGGGACUCCCAACUACAUUGCCCCGGAGGUGCUGGGCAAGAAGGGGCACAGCUUUGAGGUGGACAUCUGGUCCAUUGGCUGCAUCAUGUACACUCUGCUGGUGGGAAAACCACCCUUUGAAACCUCCUGCCUGAAGGAGACAUACAUCCGCAUCAAGAAGAACGACUACACGAUCCCCAAGCACAUCAACCCUGUAGCUGCUAACCUCAUCCAGAAGAUGCUGAGGUCUGACCCUGCCACACGCCCGACCAUCGAUGAGCUGCUGAGUGACGAGUUCUUCACGUCGGGCUACAUCCCCACCCGCCUGCCCACCAGCUGCCUCACCAUGGCACCCAGGUUCUCCCUUGCUCCCAGUGGGCUGGAGCUGAAUGGGAGGAAGCCACUGACUGCUCUCAACAAAGGACCAGACAGCCCUGCACUAGAGCACCUGCCUGAGAAGGAGGAUGCAAUGGGGCUGCAGGAGCUGGGCGAUGCUGUGAACUGUCACUUGGCAGACAUGUUGCAGCAGCUGACUGCACUCAACUCAGCCAAGCCUUCUGAGAGAGCCAUAGUGAGGCAAGAAGAAGCUGAAGACCCAGCCUGCAUUCCCAUCUUCUGGGUUAGCAAAUGGGUGGACUAUUCAGAUAAAUAUGGACUAGGUUACCAGCUGUGUGACAACAGUGUGGGAGUUCUCUUCAAUGACUCCACUCGUCUCAUCAUGUACAACGAUGGGGACAGCUUGCAGUACAUCGAGCAGAACAGCACCGAGUCCUACUUCACUGUCAGAUCCUACCCCCCUGCCCUCAACAAGAAGAUCACACUACUCAAGUACUUCCGCAACUACAUGAGCGAGCACCUGCUGAAGGCAGGCGCCAACAUCACGCCGCGGGAAGGGGACGAGCUGGCGCGGCUGCCCUACCUCUGCACCUGGUUCCGCACCCGCAGCGCCAUCAUCCUGCACCUCAGCAACGGCACCGUGCAGAUCAACUUCUUCCAGGACCACACCAAAGUCAUCCUGUGCCCUCUGAUGGCUGCUGUCACCUACAUAGACGAGAAGCGAGACUUCCGCACGUACAAGCUGAGCCUGAUGGAGGAGCAUGGCUGCUGCAAGGACCUGGCCACGCGCCUGCGCUACGCCCGCACCAUGGUGGAGAAGCUCCUGGCUUCCAAGUCUGGCCCCAUCCGCGUCAAGCCCACUGCUUAG